Messenger RNA from Trifolium pratense (red clover), 2846 nucleotides. Its product is annotated as protein NPGR1. The coding region runs from base 394 to 2547 and encodes 717 amino acids. The transcript is spliced from 6 exons. The record is from RefSeq and is a predicted model, not a curated record. Lineage: Eukaryota; Viridiplantae; Streptophyta; Magnoliopsida; Fabales; Fabaceae. Gene Ontology annotation, molecular function: protein binding.
UUGAUUUUGUAAAAUUGAUUUUAGUUACAGGUGAGAUGAAUGUGAAAUUAUUUAGGCUUGGGGAUCUUUUUUGUAUCAACCAUUUCAUGACACAAAGUUUGGAAAUUUAGAAUUAUAGGUAAAUGGGUUGUUUCAUUCUUGAUUUAUUUAGUUACUAGGUACCAAUGUUGAUUUAGUGUGUUUGGUUCUGCGGUGAUAAACAUAGAUUUUAGUUAAAAGCGAGUUGAAUAUAAAGUGAUUUAUGUAUGGCGAUCUUGUGUUGUGUCAACCAUUUCAUGAUAUAAAGUUUGGGAAUUUCAAAUUAUAGGUGUGUAUUAUUGAGAAGUGAUUUCUGCUAGCUUAAAUUUCAACAUAGAUUUUCCGCAGUUUGAUUUUUCGUUGUUGUGGAAGAAGAUGUUGUGUGCUUGUUCUGGAGAGCAGUAUAAAUUUGAAGAGGCUCCACAGUCACCGGAUUCCCUAGCAACAAGGGAUUUUUCUGCCAGUGGACUAUCUUCAAGAACUGGAGAUUGGGAAUCCAAAUUAAGCGACAAUCAAGUUGAAGAGGUCGAAACUACUCUGAAACAAGCUGACACAUUAAACUAUGAGGAAGCUAGAGCUUUGUUGGGGAGGCUUGAAUAUCAAAAAGGGAACUUUGAUGCCGCCUUUAAAAUGAUUCAGGGUAUUGAGAUCAGUUCUUUGACCCCAGGGAUGAUCAGGGCUAUAUCUGAAAGAAACAAGCUAAGAAAAUCUCGUUCGAAGACGGGUACUGUGCUUCCUAAUUUGAUGUCAAUGCAUUCAGUAAGCCUGCUAAUUGAGGCAAUUUUGCUUAAAGCCAAGUCCUUAGAGGAACUUAAGCGAGACGAAGAGGCUGCAAAGGAGUGCAGAAUAAUUGUGGAUACAAUUGAAUCAGCUCUUCCUAAUGGAAUGCCUGAUGGUAUAGGUGAAGAUUGUAAGUUGCAGGAAUGGUUUCACAGAGCAUUGGAGCUGCUUCCAAAUCUAUGGAUCAAGGCAGGUUUUCUAGAUGAAGCUGUCACUGCUUAUCGGCGUGCUCUGGUCAAGCCAUGGAACUUGGAGGCGAGGAGGUUGGCAUGUCUACAAAAGGAUUUAGCUACCACACUACUCUAUGGUGGUGUUGAAGUAAACCUACCAUCUCACUUGCAAGUGAAUGGUCCAACAACACCAAUGAGUAACAUUGAAGAAGCGAUACUUUUGUUAUUGAUACUAUCAGGAAAGAUGGCACUACAAGAAAUAGAUUGGGAUGCUGAAAUAAUCGAUCAUCUUACAUUUUCGCUUUCAGUUACUGGGAUGUUUGAAUCGUUGGCAGAUUCUGUAGAGCAGAUCCUACCAGGUAUCUUUGGUCGAGCUGAGAUGUGGUACUUUCUCGCUCUUUGUUACAGUGCUGCAGGACAGAAUGAAGCAGCGUUAAACCUUUUGAGAAAAGCUUGUGGUAGUUCUGAGUCAGAGCAUAUACCUCAUUUUGCUUCAUAUUUGUUUGGUGCAAAACUGUGUUCCCAAAAUCCAAUUCAUGCUCAUGAAGGCAUCAAAUUUUCAAAGCAAGUUAUUGAUCUAGCCAAGCAUCGAAAUGAGCAUUUUUUGGUUCAAGGCCAACAAAUUCUCGGUGUUUGUUACGGGGCUGCAGCUAGAACAUCUGUAGUGGAUUCUGAAAGAAUUAUAUUUCAAAAAGAGUCUUUGAACUUUCUAAACGAAGCUGCUCUAAUUGGAAGUGAUGAUGCAGAAGUGAUGUUCAGCCUUGGACUGGAAAACGCAGUUCAGAGGAAUCUAGAUGCAGCUUAUCAAAACAUAAUGAGGUACUCAGAUAUGAUAGCUGGAAGUUCUACAAGAGGUUGGGAGCUGUUAGCGCUCAUCGUAUCCGCACAACAGAGGUUUAAGGAUGCAGAAACUAUAGUUGAUUUUGCUUUAGAUGACGCUGGUAGCGUAGAUCAGUUAGAACUACUAAGACUCAAAGCUGUACUUCAAAUUGCUCAGCAGCAACCAAAGCAAGCUAUAGAGACCUACAGAACCUUGUUAACAGUAAUAGCAGCCAAAAAGGAGCUUUUGCAUCAAGCUAAGAACUCUGAGUUUGAUCAAGCAAAAAUAUUCAAGGAUGAGGCAUUAACGGAGCGAAAGUUGGAAAUGGAAGCAUGGCAGGAUUUGGCAACAAUUUAUACAGAUCUUAAUUCAUUUCUUAAUGCAAAAGCUUGUGUUGACAAAGCCCAAUUACUUGAGUUUUUCUCUCCGAGAAGUUGGCAUAAUACAGGGAAGUUGUUUGAAGCUCAAUCAUUAAACAAGGAAGCUUUUAUUUCGUACUCAAUCUCAUUCUCAAUAGAACCUGAUUAUAUUCCCAGUAUCAAUUCAAUUGCAAAGUUGUUGAUUAAACUUGGUAUGCAAUCACUUCCAUUGGCAAGAAGCUUUUUAAUGAAUGCUUUACGAUUGGAACCUACAAACCAGGACGCGUGGUUCAAUCUUGGAUUGGUUUCAAAAAUGGAAGGUUCGUUACAACAAGCAGCAGAUUGCUUUCAAGCUGCAUAUGAGCUAUCGCUUUCAACUCCAGUGCAAAAGUUUGAGUGAUCGAGACUUUUGGAGAACAUAAAUUCUUUGUGGUUUAGGGAAAGCACCACCAUGAUCAUAAUAGAAAAGACAUAAGCAGCGACUAAUAGGAAAAAAAAAUCAUUGCAUGGUUACCCUUGUUUGGUUAACUUAUUGUUAAAAAAUUGUAUAGCUCAAUCUUGUUGCUUAACUAUAGAUGUACCAGUACUUCAACCUGUUUGCAAUGAAAUAUCAGUUAAACUUGACAGAGUAAACACAGAAAAUCAUUAGUUUGGUUUGGUAAAUAACUUAAUAUAAUAUUAAAUUGUUACUUAAUUUGA